GUCAGCACAGAAACUAUGUGGCAGUGUGACCGACCGUCUGAAAUGUUCUGACAAAAUAAACACAAAUUAGCUAAUUUAAUAAAAUUAAGUAAAAAUGGAGGAAAACGAAUCCCCAGCAGAGUCUAGGGUCUCCGCGGAGGCGGAAAAUGGUGACGAUGACGCCACAAACCAGCAUAAAUUAAUUCAGCAGACUGAGAUGCGUAAAAUGCAGAACGAGUUCAAUACGCAGCGGGCCAAGAUGCGGGAGCUGUACAUGCAGAAGGAGGCCGAAUAUGCCCAGAGCAUGGCCGAGCGCAAGAAGCUGCAAGAGGAGUUGGACGAGCUCAAGACUCACCUGAUGGUGGCGGACCUAAAGUCCGAGAACGAGAUGCAGCUGAGGGACAUCAAGGCACAGGAGGAGAUAUCGUCGCUGCAGCAGCUAGUGCAGGACACAAUCGAAGAGUCGUCCAACUACAAGAGUGAGCUGGAGCACAUUAAACUGGAGCUGAGCAAGUACCAACAGCAACAGCAGCAGCAGCAGCAGGUGCAAGUGCAGGUCCAACAUCCCCCGGCUGAGUCAUCUGGUGGCUUGGCCCCGCAAAUGCUGAAUCAGGUUAAGAAGACGCUGGGGUCUGUGAGGAAGCUGGGCAGCGACUCGCUAAAUAGCAGCUUUCAGCAAGAGGAUGAGAGUCUUCGGGGUCCGCAAAGCAAGGGAAACGGGAAACAAUAUGCUUCAGAAGAUGCGGAAAUGUUGCAUUCCAUCGUGGAGCAGCUGCAGGAGGAGAUGAAGGCCUUGAAGGAGAAGUUGCGGGAGCAGGAUGAACAACUGCAGUCCAAGUCAAACGCAAAGGUGGCCACGGUCAGCGACACGUGUGGCAUGCACAAGUCCACGUCCAUGGAUGUGGCAGAGUCAAGCUGCGAGUGCUGUAGUGUGGCAGAGAAGACAAUUGUGGACUUGAACGCACACAUUAAAAAGCAGCAGAAGCAGGUGGAUCUGCUGCAGAAGCAACUGGUGGAGGCCCGUGAGACGUUGGGCAAGGAGGCGGCUCUACGCAAGGAUCUGGAGGAUCAGUGGCAGGAGAAGCGCGAGGCGCACAAGAGUGAAGUACAAAACUUGCGAGACAAGACCGCGGCCAGCGAGCAGCAGCUGCUGGACAUGCAACAAAAGUUUCUGGACACCAAGGACUCGGUGAUGAGGCAGCUGCAGCGCAUCACCGACGAUCGGGAGCGUGUCAACAAGCAACUGGAGACUCUGCAGGCCGACAACGACUUUCUGUCCGGUCGCUACCUAGCCACCUCCGAAGAGAUCGAGAACCAGUACAUAAAUCUGCCCAACACGGUCGUCGAGCUGCAGGAGCUCAUGCUGCGCCAGCAGAGCGAACUGAUUCAGGCCCGCGUCAGCAGCGAGUACGAGAAGCAGCGCUGUGUGAGCACCUUGGACGAGAUUCAAAUCCUACGCGCUCAGCUGGAGGAGAGCAACAACGAGCGAAGGUCCUACAAGCGCCAAACGCAAUUAGACAUCAAAUCACUGCAGGAUCGUUUGACGGAACAUUUGCUGACGGUGCAAUCGUACGAGACGACCAAAACCCAACUGGAGCGCAAAGAGGCUGAGCUUAAUAAGCAAUUGUCCGAGAGUCGGGUGGAGAUCAUUGAGCUGCAGGAAGCUAAUGAAAAACAUGCCAAAACCAAUGCGGACUACAAAACAAAGAUAAAGACUCUGCAGGAGGAGCUGUCCACCAUGGAGACGGUGCAAAAAGAUUUUGUGAAACUAUCUCAAACCCUUCAAAUUUCGUUGGAGGAGCUGCGGCAUGCCGAUACGGAGGUGCGCUGGCAGGAUGACGAUGACGUGAACAACUGCCCCACAUGCAGCGCAUGCUUUACGGUGAUGGUGCGCAAGAUCCACUGCCGGCAUUGCGGCCACAUAUACUGCGAUAAAUGUCUAACGAAAACGGUGCCAUCGGGACCACGGAAACGGGUCGCCCGUGUCUGUGAUAUAUGUCACACAUUGCUCACGCCAAACACCGCUCCCUACUUUAGUCAGGAACAACCGCCGCAGCAGCAUCAGCACCAGAGCCAGAGUCAGCAGCAGCAGCAGCAGCAGCAACAGUCCAACUAGGCGACCGUGGGAAGGCGUGGCACAAAGCCUUUAUAUUUAUUGUGUAUUAUUUACGAGUGUGUGUGAACUAUGAUUACUAUUUAAUUGGUACAUAUAUACUUCUGGACCGUGUUGCUCUUUGUUUGUGCUCCGAUAUUAUGAUUACCAUUACCAUUACGUUUACGAUUAUAGGUCCAACCUUUCCAAGGCAUAUCCGCUUUCUGUUUUUAGUCUAUUCGCCGAUGCCAGAUAGAUGUAAUCCUUUUGUGCUCUAAAUUAGCUUUUGUCGUGGAUAAGUUUUUCAUUAUUGAAUUGAACUCAAAGCAAAUAUA
Molecule: messenger RNA, 2406 nt
Organism: Drosophila subobscura
Lineage: Eukaryota; Metazoa; Arthropoda; Insecta; Diptera; Drosophilidae
Gene: Rbpn-5
Product: rab GTPase-binding effector protein 1
Exons: 6
Coding region: 95-2095 (666 amino acids)
Biological process (GO): endocytosis
Cellular component (GO): intracellular membrane-bounded organelle
Molecular function (GO): GTPase activator activity; metal ion binding
Source: RefSeq, a predicted model, not a curated record